GGUCACGUUCGAUCCGCUCCAUGGCUGAUACGCUCUUCCGCAUAAACAGCCAUGUAUAAUACAGCCAUGCAUAUACCGCAUUUUCGUGCCAAGCGUGCAUUAUGCCAGUUGUAACUACACCUGCGAGUAACGACGACUGCACCCCUUCCAAGGCCUAUGCCUUGGAAACUGUCAAAGAAUCGUACGCGUGACGCGGGGUGCCAUCGCGUCGUCGCCAAGGGGCUUUCUUCAGUUUCUUUAUCCUCCCGUAAGCCAUGAACCCUGUCGCGAGAACAACAUCCUUGUUCCGCGGAGCGAGUGAAACGCCAGCCUUCUAAGAAGCGCGACCGUUCCGAGGCUGGGGGAAACGGGAACAGUGGCUAAAACGUAGCGCCGUGCGCGUUGGGGGUAGAAAAUUUCGCAUAUGGAGGAAGUCAGGGCACCGUGUUAGGCAACCAAGCCUACACGGAACCCGACCCGUGUUGCAUAAUAUCGCUUUUCUCGUAGACAGUUCCGUCGCGUCCAGUGCCAAUCCGUGCAAAUUUAUAGAGCGAAUAAUAUUUAAAAUAUCGACAUGGCAUCGAGUAAACCGUUGGAAAUGAGCUACACGUGCGAAAUUUGCGGUCUGGAAGGCUUCAACGACGAGGAAAUGAGAUCGCACAUGGUAGUCUAUCAUCUUCAAGGAGCAGCUAGCUGUCCUUUUUGUGACCUCGGUGAGGUUUCACCUGCCGAAAUGCUCGUCCACGUGAACAGCGCUCACCUAGACUACUUAACUCCAAGCACCCCGGAGAACGAUAUGAUGGCCUUCAUCGACGACGAUCCUACAACGGACAGUGAUCGUUAUGACGAAUGCCGAGGGCCUUCCCCGCCAGCAUCUCCGUACGCGCCGCACCUCCAAAACGGCUGGGGUUCUCCGCCACCCUCCAAGCAAUUGCAGGAAGAGCGGAAAUCCAGCAGUUCAAAUCUAAAUAAUAAUAUAAACAACAACAAUAACAGUAGCAUUGUUAACGUACCCGAGGGUGCCGCCGGUCACGGUUCUCCUCUUCGUUCUGGCCUGAACCUUCAGCUUCGUUCACAUGCUUCACCUAGGCCACCCGUACAGGAGUGUCCAAUGUGUCCCUACACCUCCGAUAGCCCACUAAGGCUUGAGGAGCACAUCAAUCGUCAACACUUUGAUUUAACGUCACCAUCCUAUCCACCAGAAUCACCCCCAUCUAGAGACAGUGUUUUCAACUGCCCUCUCUGCGUCAGAUCUUUUCCCCAUGCAUCUGACCUCGAACUACAUGUCAACAUUGAACACAAAGAUAUACUUAGCCCAGCGAAUGGCACAGCGAUGUGUGAACAAAAUGGAAGCUACACACCAACCUGUCCCGUUUGCUUAAGCACUUCGUUUACGAACAGCGAUGAGCUGACUGCUCACAUAGAGGAGCAUUUCAAUAAAAAAAGUGCACCCUCGCCGGUGACCCCGGAUAUAUCUAGCGAUCGGUUAUUGGCUAAGGAUAUGGAGAGAAGGGAGAAGGAAGUGAGAAGGUUAAGAGAGCAGCGUGAGUUUGAGAUGUUGCGAGCACAGUAUGGUAUGGAUAAUCAGGGUAACUUUCGGGAGCAGAGUGUAACUAACAUGCAACGGGCUGUCUAUGCCGGUGAAAUGUCAGUCGCCGAUUAUUAUGAAAGACAAAUCGAACUCCGAGUUGCCGAGAGCAGUGGGAUCGAUGACGGUAGCUCCUGCACUCGUGGACUGGUUCCAAAAGUGAGAGCAGUCAGUCAGGCAUGCAGUAACGUAGUAACCACUUUAAUGUGCUCCACUGUCGACCAUUAUGGGUCAACUUACGGUGAUAAGGGUUGGGGGUGUGGAUACAGGAACAUGCAGAUGUUAAUUUCCAGUUUGCUGCAACAUACGGGUUUCAAUGAUUUAGUCUACAAGGCGUGGGGCUCUGGAGUAGGAAGCAGCAGUACUACCGACUGCCCAUCUCGCAGUGCCAUGCCAUCUAUUUCCCGACUUCAAACAAUAGUUGAAUGGGCCUGGGCACAAGGUUUUGAUAUCCAAGGUGCUGAACAACUCGGUAGUAAACUAGUCAAUACAAGAAAAUGGAUCGGUGCUACGGAAGUUGUAACACUUCUGUCCAGUUUGAGGAUAAGAUGCCAGCUGAUUGAUUUUCAUAUACCAACAAGUUCUGACGGUGGGCAUCCAGAAAUGUUCAAUUGGGUCCUACAAUACUUCCACAAAACAGAAGAGUUCAAGCCACCACUGUAUUUGCAACACCAAGGUCACAGCCGAACAAUAAUGGGCGUAGAACAAUUAAGAGAUGGCUCAAUCACGAUGUUAGUAUUAGAUCCAAGCCAUAGCCCCUCCCAAAUGUCACAGUUCAGCAGCACCAGUAGUGCGCCUGGUGCGAUGCGCCUCGUACGCAAAUCUGCUGCAGCGAUGAAGGCUAGACAGUACCAAGUAGUAGCUGUUACUGGUAUGAUGGAUUCGGAAGCUCAGUAUCAACAAAGCAAGGUGCUACGAUCGAUGCGCAUCCCACAGGAUAGGUGAGAUUCAGUGAAUAAUAACAAUAAUUACAAUAGUAGUAAUAAUAACAAUAACCUACGUCCUUCGAUAAGUGUCCUAUGGUAUUUCCUCGCUGCCAUGACGAGUGUCAAUCAUAAUACCUUUCAAUUAAUCUGUGUCACUGCUAACAAGACUUCGUGACCAUGGGACAAUAGUCUACUAGUAGAAAUCUAACACAACGUUCUUAUUAUAGUUGAUUAAUGAAUGAAUAUUCUUACAACCCUAGCUAUCAGUGGAUAGGACCAGAUUAUAUCUGAGUUUAACGUUCUUCAAAUUAUAUCGAGUGUAGAUAGUAAAAUAAUUCGAACGAAUUUACACUAGUCUAUACAUAAAAGAGAUAUUAUAUAAAAUUAUUCGUCAGACGCGAGUUUUAAAGUGUCUUCUACAUACACUACUGUGGUUUCGUCUAGACAUUUUCGUUAUGACAUUACAAUUUUUUUGGCCGAUUCAUCUAAGGAUAAACUCUUAAUGAUAAAUAUAUUCUCGAGAAUGUACCUGUGAUCAAGUCAAAACCAUACAAAAACAUAUAGGUAUAUAUAUUGUAUAUGUAUAUACAUAGUCGGGAAAUUAAUUUUGUAAUUAAGUUGUAUUCGUAUCAUGCAGAGACACUUUAAAAUUUUAUGACUAUUCCGAAAUGCCCGGCCCAGAGUAAACAUGCUCAAAAAAAAAGAAGUAAAUUUUUGCUCGAUUAUUACCGUUUAGCACUCAAUGAGAUUCCAAACUCUUCCAGUUGAGCAUGUUAAGUGCAUACCUGACUUUAGUCACAACGGUAAAGUUUAGGACGGUUCGAGGACUGAAAGGUUAAUAGGUGUGAGCCAAUAAUAAGUGUCCAUUUAUCUGCCGUCAAUGCUCAAUAUCUACAAACAAUGCUAAUUAUGUCAAUUCUUUUAUUGAUCGCCAACUAAUCAUUGUUUUGUGUGUAUACUGGAUGUGAUGGCCGGGAUUGGAAAAGAACCCCUUAUGUAGCUGUGAUGCUAUUAUCUAAUUAUUGCUAAUCACUUACUAACCAAAGCAUUUUUGACUACACUCCAAACUCCUUAUAAUCCAUGUUAUUUAGUUGAUUAGGGACCAUUGUAUGUAUGCAAAUGUAUACAUAGGUAUAUGUUACUGCAUUUUAAUUACUUUUGCCUUGAUAUUUAGGAUCAAAGUUUUCACGUUUUCUUGAUCAUUGAACUGCAUUUUUAAUUGAAAAUUUUUUACCACUAUAUCAUCAUCAUGUUAUACCUUACGGCACAAAUGAAUUCAAAUUAUCUAUUCAAACUCAGUUAAUGUAGGCCUAACGUUUUACACGAAUUUUUUUAACCUCCUUUUUGCUUAUCGUUUUAAUUUUUUAUUUUUUGCUGAUUUUUUAGGGCAUCAAACUCUGUUAUAAGAUUUAAGUCGAAGCGUUAAAAAAAGGGGCUUUACCAAACGUCGCACCAGCAAUCAACACUCGUCCCAUAAACUGCACUCACUCGUUCCACACAUAUAAAGUACAACUACUUUCAUACAAAUUAUAAGUAAUAUAUUUAAUUACGUUAAUCAAUAUAAGGCAAACCUACUCCCUAGAUCGUAAGUCCACCACAAUGCUGUGAAAAUUUCAGUCCAAUACUUAAUCGUUAUACGACUUAUUAGACUCUCUAUCAGUAUGUACGUGAAAUUAAUUCUCUUAAGGUUUAUUUAUUAUAACUUAAGUAUUUGAAAAUGUUUGGAGGUGUCUCGCGAUUAUAAAUUACUCCUAAUUUCGGUUCAGAUUGUAUGUAAUAGGGAUAAUUAUUGAUAGGUGUUACGUCUUUACUCAAUGUUAGUGUGAAACUUUCGAUAUUGAUGCUUUGAGAAUUGAUGAUUAGUAAGAAUGUCUGCAAUUAACUGUGAGUGUAAGAUAGAUGUGCAAGAGUAAGCAAGUUUGUAAAAAAUUUCAAUUUUUAUAUACCUAUGGUUUAAGAAUUAUUCAUUUCCAAUUAUUGGAAUUUUCAUUUCCUAAUUGGCAUUUCUUGUUUUUAUAAUUCUGAGACACCAACAGCAGCACGGUAUAAAAUACUAUACAGUCAACUCUUAUGGUGCACAAGACUGUAUUGCUAUAAUUCUUUCACGUUAUUAAACUAUAAAUGACAUUAGAUAAAUUGUUUCGAAUCUGGUUACUCGACCUUAUUAUUACAAAGAUUGUCAAAAUUAUAUUAUAUUACACUUACAUCAACGAAUAUACAUAAAUAUUCAGUUUUUUGGGAUAGCAGUCUAAGAAUAUACUGAUAUUGUUAUAUGCAAUGAAAUUUAAAUGUUAUCCAUACGUCAGGUCAAAAUAUAUGCUUUGUUAGAAUUCCCAACAUAGAUGAGUUAUGCUAUUCUUAUUAUAACCUCACACUUAUUUCCCUGAAAUGGAA
Messenger RNA from Neodiprion fabricii, 4887 nucleotides. Its product is annotated as zinc finger-containing ubiquitin peptidase 1-like. The record is from RefSeq and is a predicted model, not a curated record. NCBI's taxonomy places the organism in Eukaryota, Metazoa, Arthropoda, Insecta, Hymenoptera, Diprionidae. Bases 554 to 2512 code for a protein of 652 amino acids. Gene Ontology annotation, biological process: regulation of gene expression. Gene Ontology annotation, cellular component: nucleus. The transcript is spliced from 9 exons.